GCCCUUUCAAAACUUAAAACCCUAGGAUCGCCUCGAGUCUGAAAUCGUCUCUUCAAACGGUUACUUCCAUGGCUUCGGACUCUGAUCCAAGCAUCAACAGCAACGAUUCAUCAUCUUAUUUUCAACAAACAGUUUGUUUGCAAGAUUGGUGGUUGAUCAAGUCCAAGAAGGGCUUCGAAGGGAAACGACUAGCGGUUGCGGGGUUGUCCUCAAAGGAGCAACGAGCUGUGCGAGUGUUUUCAUCUGCACCAAUUAUCAAGAGAUAUGAUGUAUUCACUCUUGAGACUGCUGAUGGAAUAACUGUCAUUAUCAAGGGCUUCAUAAACAAGUUACGUACAAAUGAAAAUGGGUUUCCCUCUGAGGUGUUCAAUCAUUUCUUGUUUGGUUUUCCUCCUCACUGGGAGGAAUAUGCUGAAAAGUGCUUUGAGGGAGGCUCUACCAGUGGGUUUGUUCCAAGAAGUAACCCUGGCGUUGUUUCAAUAAGUAUCCAUGACCUAGACAAGUUAAUGAUGGACUCAGAAAAAGAAACAAACCAGUGCAAGAAGGCCAUUAAUGAAGCAAGACAUGAAAACAGUGAAGAUGUUGUGGAAAUGAAGCGUAAAAAUAAUGAGCGGAGUUCUCCAUUUGAAGCCUGUGAGAACCAAGAUGAAGGGAAUUUGAACAGAAGCUCAUUGACUGCAAGUGCUCAAUCUGGGAAAAAAAUGUACAUCUCGGAGGAUAUUCCCUGUCAAUCAGAGGGCCAAGUAUCAAAAUGUCAGUCAAGGAAGUCAAACAGAAAAUGGCAGGAAGGACAAAAGGCUGAAAUUGGGUUGAAAACUAAAAGAAAAAGCUUCAUUUCCGUUCCAGUGGGUUUUGAUCAUGUAAACAACACUAUAGGAAAUAUUAGCCAUGAAAUAGGAGGAGAAAGUAUCUCGAAUUUGUCUGAUGUUGGACCUCAAGAGCAUCAUAAUAUAACAGUGGAAAAACUAGAUGAUGAGUGUUUAAAAGAUGGUUCUCAGCAGAAUUCUGAGUUCCCUCCUGCUUAUACUAAUGCAAAAUGCAAACAAAACCAUGAAAACAUUAUGAUUCAAGCCAAAAUACAGAGUAAGAACACAAAUGAAUCAGUCAGACCUUCCACUAGGCCUGGUCAGGCAAACCAAAAAAUCAACCUGAAAACCCCAGUUGGGGAGAGAGCAAGCAGUUCUGGAAAGAAGACUAAGAGGAAAUUAGAUUACAAUAUACAGGUAACACAUCCUAGCAUCAAAGAGAGAACAGAAGUGUCAAUUGUUUCUCCAGAAUUAUUGAGUUUGAAACGAUCCAGAUCAGGAAGACUACUUUUACCUUCCCUAGAUUUCUGGCGCAACCAAAAGGCAGUUUAUGAUGCGGUUCGUGAUAUCUUCCUGCCUCAUACAUGGAUCGGAGAAUUACUGGAAUUCAGGAAGUCCUGCAUGUGGUAGAACCAUCUAGAGGGAGUAGAUCUGAGCCUCAGGGAAAGCAGAGGCCACUCAAAUGAACUCUGGGGCUUCUCCCAUUCCGCUGUUGAAAUAGAGUAAUCUCAUAAAGGUAAAUUCACAAAUUUAAAGCAAUUUCUGGAUCAAAUUGUUAAUAAGAUGGCUGAAGAUCCAGAAAAUGUGGUCUGCUUGGGUAUUAAAAGUCCUGUUUAAGAAAAGCUACCUCAACAUGCAAUGUAUUCUGGAAUUCAUUUUCCCUGUUCUUUCAAGGAAAUGAGUGAACCUCCAGUUGUAAGGCAUUUCUGCUAGACACUUCUUCAUGGCUUUCUGCUGGAGGGUCAUUCAACACUACAAUUGACGUAUGAUGCCACCAGACAGUUGAGAUUUUGGAGGUAUUGUAGCUUCGAAGAUACUAUAGAAUUUUCCUCUUUGGAGCUAUAUUCUACUGGCUGAAUUGUACAAGUUUCUCAACAAGGCACAAGGAGAUGCAUCUGUAUGAUCUGUAAAAUGGGAAAUUAUGAACAGAAAGGGAAGACUAGGCUAUUUAGAAUCUGCUGGAAUGAUUUUGUUUAUGUCCAUUGGCUUGUAAUUUGUGUGUUCUUAAUAAUGACCAACAUGCAAUAGGGACUGUAUUUGUUCUUCCUCAUCAUUUCUUUCUUAACUCUUUUCCAUCUAUUCUCCACAGGUUACAUCAUUGUGUCAGCAUAUGCCUCCAAAAUGUAAAAGCAACGGAUUCAAAGUCUGGGUUUGCUUCUGUGUAUUUGUAAUGUAAAUGUCAAUCCUUUAUCCGAAUUUUGUUUAAAGUGGUUGUAGAAAAAAGAGCGUAAAAUUAGCUAAUGGAUGCUCUUCAAUCUUUGCUACAGCUUUCAGUCCCAAUGCCUUUUGACAAAUUGUGGCAUGAACAACGCUUCUAUUUUAUGUUGCCCUUGUAUAGCUGUGAGAAUUGCGUGUUGGUUUAUUUC
Molecule: messenger RNA, 2392 nt
Organism: Vitis riparia (riverbank grape)
Lineage: Eukaryota; Viridiplantae; Streptophyta; Magnoliopsida; Vitales; Vitaceae
Exons: 9
Coding region: 69-1436 (455 amino acids)
Source: RefSeq, a predicted model, not a curated record